Megalops cyprinoides (Indo-Pacific tarpon) is the source of this 1661-nucleotide messenger RNA. Its product is annotated as interferon alpha/beta receptor 1b-like. The coding region runs from base 112 to 1356 and encodes 414 amino acids. The transcript has 7 exons. The record is from RefSeq and is a predicted model, not a curated record. NCBI's taxonomy places the organism in Eukaryota, Metazoa, Chordata, Actinopteri, Elopiformes, Megalopidae. Gene Ontology annotation, molecular function: protein binding.
CCUUGCGCACUGUAGAUAGCAGUUGCGUAGAGAGUAGUAUACUGCAGAGCCGGAAGACCUUAUAUUUUUAUUGUAAUAUAUGAAGAAAAUGUCUCAACUGCUCCAUAAAAUAUGAUUGUGAUCUUCACGUUUUCUUUCAUGAUCCUUUCGUUUCUGGCACACGUACACAAAGUGUCUGCCGUCCUGCCCAGCCCACAGAACCUGACUCUGCAGACCCUCAACACCCAGUACAUCCUGAGAUGGCAGUGGGACCAGGGGCUCUGUGGGAAUCAAGGGGCCACCUUCACCGCUCAGUACCUGGCUAAAUAUAAACUGCAUUAUAAAAAGAGGAACUGGGAAUCGGUGUGUACAAAUACCUUGGACAACCAGUGUGACUUCACCGGCAGUAAUCUGCACUACCUGGGGAUCUACAUGCUUCGGGUUCGAGCCAGGUGUGCUGGGAAGAACUCAGAGUGGGUCCAAAUAGAAUUCUGCCCAGACAGGCAUGCUAACCUGGGCCCCCCCUCCAAAGUGGAGGCGACCCCUGGGAUUUGCCUUCUGGAAGUGCAGAUUUCCGACCCUCUGACCAGUACAAGUGGAUCCAUGAAGGAGAUUUACCCAGACAUGUACUACCGUAUCAUGUACUGGAAAUACUCUAAGAGUUCAGUGAAGUCUUAUGAACAUAUAGAGACGAGCAACAAACUGGUUACUCUGACGAAACUGGAGCCCUGGACGAUGUACUGCAUAAGAGUGCAGUCGCGCUACGAUUUCUACAAAAAGGCCAGCCAUUUCAGUCCCACACAGUGCCAGCAGACCACAGGUCAGACCCCCUUCUGGCAGAUCUUCCUGUGGUUCCUGGCUUCGCUAGUGCUGUGCUUUCUGGGGGUGCUGCUCCCUUCCUAUGUGUUCCUCAGAUCGUACCGAGUGAUCAAGGCAACCUUCUUCCCCUCAUACCAGCUCCCGUCCAACAUACAGGAGUACCUUUGUGACUCGUCCCCUGGCUCAGACCGGCCCCGGCUGCUGACACCGGAGUCAGAGGUGGAGGUCUGCUGUGAGAGGCUGGACGUGUGUCCCGUGGUGGUCCUCCCUGAAAUCCACGCCCCGCCCGACCCCCCAAAGUCGGAGCAGGACACCGCCAGACACAGCCGGCAGGGCAGCGGAGACUCGGGGGUGUACUCGGAGGAGGGGUCGGGGCAGCUGGGCACCGUGGCGACGGCAGGCUCCAAGCGGGCCUCGGUGCAGGUGAAGAUGGUGGAGAUGGGGACAGACCCUGGAUCAGAGAGGCUCAUCAGCACCUCCUGUGGCCCCAGUUUGAAGUCUCACACCCCUCACCCAAGCUCUUGGGCUGGCGAGAGUGUUAUAGAGGAGUGUGUCUGAAGAGUUCCCCUGUCUCAGAGACUGGAGGGAGCAGGUAGAACAAGCAUCCUGUCCUCUGUGACUACCACAGUGUCUUGUUUGCCUUGCUCAGAGGAAAAAUGGACAGGUGGUCCGUCAGUAAGGCCGUCUGCUCUGUAAUAAUCGCAAUCUUAAAUUGCCAUCGGAUGAUACUGCUGACUGUUUGCUUGUCUCGUGUGGUAUCGUGCCAUGCCAGUCAUGGGACAGGUAUGCUAAUCUAGUGCUGUGUGUAGUUCUUGGACAGGAGAUAACAGGGUAUUGUGUGCAAUAUAUGUGUGUGUGUGUGU